Messenger RNA from Prunus armeniaca (apricot), 288 nucleotides. The record is from the annotation of a GenBank genome assembly. Lineage: Eukaryota; Viridiplantae; Streptophyta; Magnoliopsida; Rosales; Rosaceae.
AUGGAUAGCAAACUAGCUAAGUAUUUGAUACAUAUAUUCAAUGUUUAUAUAAAUGACCAGUUAUGGUUUUCAAACCCACCGCGAGGGUACCCCCCAGUUGCCUUGAGACAGUUUGUUAUUUAUGAUUAUGCCGUGCGAGGAUUGCGGUUCAAGCUAACUAAUGGUCCCCUGAGGCCUGCAAGGAAUGCGGCUCGGAUGGACUUGGUGUCUCCGGGACCUGCGAGGAUUGCGGCUCAGAUUGAAGUGUUAUCUCUGAAACCUGCGAGGAUUGCGGUUCGGGCUGACUAA